Cryptosporidium muris RN66 is the source of this 1980-nucleotide messenger RNA. Its product is annotated as BSD domain-containing protein. Gene Ontology annotation, cellular component: transcription factor TFIIH holo complex; transcription factor TFIIH core complex. The transcript has a single exon. The record is from RefSeq and is a predicted model, not a curated record. Lineage: Eukaryota; Apicomplexa; Conoidasida; Eucoccidiorida; Cryptosporidiidae. The coding region runs from base 1 to 1980 and encodes 659 amino acids. Gene Ontology annotation, biological process: nucleotide-excision repair; transcription by RNA polymerase II; transcription by RNA polymerase I.
AUGAAACUUGAAAUUCUGAAAAGUGAGGAUCUACAAAAAGUACUCACUAAUGUAUUAAUAAAGAAAGUUGAUGGUAAUAUUUAUAUUACAACUCAUUAUAUAAUAUGGGUACCAAGUACAAUAAAGAAUCAACCAUUUGAUAAUAUCAACUCAAUAAUCUCUUUAAGUUCUGAGGAAACAGAUGAAAUAAUUUUAGAACCAUGGCAAGAGUUAUAUGCUCAUCGCCAUCGGCUAGAGAAAAGAUUGUUAGGUUUAAGAUUUAAGAAGAAUGAGGAGGGAUUUACAGAUAUAAAUAUGGUCUUGAAAGAUAACUUGGAUCUAGAUAUCCUUAUAGAAAGCAUCCAAAAAUAUCAUGAUGCUUCACUUAAAAAAUUAAUUAAUAGUAAUGAAGAAUCUGUUCAGGUAAAUUGUAGUCAAUCAAAUAGAAAUGUAAGUAUGGAAGUAAAUAAUUCUAUUCCAAUUGAAAAAGAAGCAAAACAAGACAUAAAAGUUAGAAAAGAAUUCUUUAUGGAGAAGAAAAAAAAAAUUGAAAAGAAAGAAAGAACUUUACAUGAAAAACUUAAAGGAUUAUUGGAUCUAGAACCAGAUUUACGAAGUGUUUAUACAAACUUAGUUCUAACUGGUCAGGUGUCAUUAGAAUCUUUUAUAGAACAUCAUAUUGAUAAAAUAGAAUUGAAUAAAGAAGAAGAAGUAGGUCCUAAUAAUGUGGAUAGUUUUUUAAAAAAACCUCCAAAAAUGUCACAUACAAAUAGUGGAGGAAUAGAUGUAACAGUUACUGCAGAAGAAUUGAAUGCAAUACUUGAGGAAUUUCCAAUAAUAAAGUACAAAAUGUCAGAAUAUGUUCCCCAUAGACUAACUGAACAAGAAUUCUGGAAUAGAAUAAUCCAAUCACCUUUAUUUUUUGAUAUUUUAGGUCGUAAAUCUGAAGGUAUAUCUAGUGAUAACUUUAAUAUUGGUAAUUUACCAGAAGGUAAAGAUUUACUAUAUGAACUUAAUAAUCUUGAAUCUGGUGGAUUUAAUGAAAUUUUAUCUAGAUAUGUAGAUAAAGAUAUUAAUUUAUUACCAAAUAUAGAUUAUACUAAAUGUGGAUUUGGCACUAGUCUAGGUUCAGCAUCUAUAACACAAAAUUUAGAAGAUACUUCUAAAAAUUUGUUAGAACGAUUUAACCGUCAUGGAGCCCAUAUUUUGGAAUUAACUAUUGGAAUGGAUAAACUAAAAUCUAGUUUAGAUAUAAAUAAUGACAUUGUUGAAUCUCAUAAUGACCAAGUGAUUGAAAAUAAAGAUAUUAAGAAUCAAAUAAGUAAUCUUAAUAUUGAUCCAAAAUCUUUUUUUUCUAUUGGAAUAGAGGGAGAAAAUGAAAUGAAAAAUAUUGUGAAUAAUGUAGAAGAUAAUUUGAAUAUGAAACAAGAUAAGAUAUCAAGUAUUGGAGAUCCCAACUUUUGUACACUCCCAGAGUCUUCAAUAAAUAUAUUUAGUGAUAUUGGUCGUCUAGUACUAAUUGAGUGUACUAAACAGCUUCAACAAGAGCAAGUUAGCCAAUUAUCUAGUUAUCAAAAAAGUACAUUACUUGAAAAUUUUUCAUCUCAACAAUUAAAUACAUUUCAAAAUUCGCAAUACCAAAUCUGUAGUAGUAAUAAAAAUAAUGAAGAUUUCCCAGUUUGGUUUACUCAAAUAAAGAAGGAAUUUUUGGAAGUAAAUGAACUUUUAAGUCACUUUUGGAAAUCCACCUUGACCCCUAAAAGUAUAGAAAAGCGAAGGAGGCUAAUAAAUACUUUAGAUAAUGUUGCUCAAAAUAUCGAAUCUCUAGUACAUGAUAACUCGAAUAUAUCCAUAACUGUAGUAAGUUCUUAUGGACAACCAGCUGGAACUCUUAGGUCUAUGUGUCUUCCAAUUUUAGAAUCUAUUAAGACUGCUAGAAAAUAUUAUUACAAGCUUGAAGAUAUGCUCUCUAAAUUACAAAAUACAAGCAGAUUACAAUAA